UGACCUGUCCUGUCCUGAGGAGGCGCACAUAACGGAAAUUUAAACGUCCUCUCGCUUUGUCACCAAACGGACCGUGAGGAAUUUGUUUAUAUGUGGUGGCAAUGCUAGCCCACUAUGAAACAUUUAAAACGAGUAGUGGUUCGUAUUUAUACCUUUUUGUUAUUGCGUAAUCCGGCUACUUGACAUGCCUCCGGUACUACUUUCUCAGCUUAAGAAUUGGCUCUAGCUAGUGCGCGGAAUGGUGUGAAUAUUUCCCAGGUACGUGCUUCGCAUAAAUGCUUUAACGCUUUAAUAACAAACAUGGUCGCAGAGGAGACGCUUCUCGCCGCCAGGCAAGGUGACAUAGAAACUCUUAAAGUUCAACUAGCGGGACAAGCGCUUGAUAAGCAAGUCAAGGACUCACUCGGAGCGACCCCGGUGCACUACGCAGCCCGAACUGGCAACCUCACCUGUCUCCGGUUUCUGGUGGACGAAGCGGGUUUAGCGGGGAGCAGCCUGGCUAAUAACGGCGCCUGCCCGGCUCAUGAUGCAGCGGCUACUGGCAACCUGGCGUGCCUACAGUGGCUUCUAACGCAGGGAGGCUGCAGCGCUUCGAAGAAAGACAACUCAGGGGCCACCGUCCUGCAUCUGGCUUCGCGCUUCAGUCAUCAUGAGGUGACAGAGUGGUUACUGAAAAGUGGGGAAGGGGAACCCAGCAUUGCCACGGACACAGGCGCUCUGCCUGUUCACUACGCUGCUGCUAAGGGUGACCUGCCCAUGCUAAGGCUGCUGUUGGGCCACAGUCCGAAUGUUGUCAACUCCCAAACCAAGAAUGGUGCCACACCUCUGUAUCUUGCAUGUCAAGAAGGACACCUAGAGGUCGUCCAGUACCUAGUGAAGGAAUGUGGGGCAGAGUCAACUAUCAGAGCCAAUGAUGGAAUGACACCGUUGCAUGCUGCUGCACAGAUGGGACACAAUACUGUCAUUGUUUGGUUGAUGAACUUCACAGACAUCAGCCUGACGGACCAGGACAAAGAUGGCGCCACUGCCAUGCACUUCUCUGCCAGCCGAGGUCAUGCAAAGGUUCUGAGCUGGCUUCUCCUACAUGGGGGAGAGAUCGUGACAGACAGCUGGGGUGGGACACCUCUCCAUGAUGCGGCCGAGAAUGGGGAGCUGGAGUGCUGUCAGAUUCUGGUGGUGAAUGGUGUGGAUUUGAGUAUUCAAGACCAAGAUGGCUUUACUGCAGCAGAGCUGGCUGAACACAACGGCCAUCUGCAGUGUGCCAAGUACCUCCGCACAGUCGAAAAUAUGAGCGUAUCACACCGUGUCUUAUCACGCGAUCCUUCAACAGACCUUGAGUAUAAGCAGCCUGACUCGGGCCUCUCAUCUCCAAACGCCACACUAAACACAGGAGCUCAUUUCGCUGUGGGCUCUCCAUCCAGCUCGCUGUCUAACUAUGACUCAGCAAACUCCAGUCAGGCCAGCACAGGGGAGAAGAAGAACAGUUUGCCAGCACAGCGAAUACCACCAGGCCCUGAGUCGGUCAUCACUGACAUGCAGGCCUACAUGGACAUGUUAAACCCUGAUGUUACUGAUGGGGCUCAAAAGGCGGAUGGACCAUCACAGCAUCCACCCCCUCCCACAUUCCCCCCUCCACCACCACCGACGUACCCUGCAUCGAAUCUACCCGAGGAUGAGUUCCUCAAGGUGAAGAGCAACCUUCGUCAUGUGGACAAUUAUACGGUGAAAAAAGAGUUGUCAGCAGGAGACCCUAUUUCAAACCGUGACAGACUGAGGCGAGUGGACUCUAACAGGAAGUCGCGAAGCUUCAGCAAGCAGCCCAGCACUGGAGACUACUACAAGGCUCUGGGCAACGACACCACAGACCUGAACCCCUGCAGAGCCAUGGCACCUAAUGAAGAGGGUUCAGUGCUGUUGGAAGAGCAGGCUGAGAAUGGAACAGCAGCGAGUGAGGACAUUCCUCCACCUCCUCCAGCACCCCCUGCACCCUCUGCUCCUCCUGCACCUCCUGCACCACCUCUACCUUCCGGACCGGCUCCCCCUCCACCACCUCCUCUACCAUCGGAAAUCCCAAAAGCACCACCCAGCACCAGCGCUCCUCCAGCUCCCGACAACAACCGCCGCAUGUCCACGUCAAGCAGCAGCACUAAAUCAUUCAACAUGAUGUCUCCCACUGGAGAUAACUCAGAACUCUUGGCUGCGAUUAAAAAUGGGAUAGUCCUGAAACCCACACCUCAGAGUAAAGGCAGCACAACUGUCUUCUCCAACAAUGCUACAGGGAACGAAGACCGCCCAACAUCACCGCCACAGUCCCAGCCCCAGCCCCAGUCAGAGUCUCAACCUCAAUCUCAGAACGAAUCCCAGCCCGAACCCCAGUCCCAAACUCAGUCCAGCGCUGGCCAGUCGACAAAGCCCGCACCUUCCAGUCCCGCGUCUCCACCCCCAUUCACAACCUCCACAGCUCCUGGCGGUUCACCCCGGACUGUGGGCACCAUUCAGAGUUACGAUCAGACACCUGUCAUGAAUUGCAACGGUGCCUCGGCCCAGUCACGCAAAUCCAGUCUGGAUAUGGAGGUCCUGGUACCCACACAUGACGAACAGGGCAGACCCAUCCCUGAGUGGAAGCGACAGGUGAUGGUGAGAAAAUUACAAGCGAAGAUGCAGGAAGAAGAAGAAAACAAGAAAAAGGCGAAUGAGGAACAGGCCCGUCUUGAUUCCUUGCCUGCUUGGCGAAGAGACAUCAUGAAGAAGAAACUAGAUGAAGAGAAGACCUGCAGAGAACAGAAAAGAAAAGAAGAAGAGCAGAAAAGGAUGGACAAGGAAAAAGAAGAGAAACUGGAGCUGGAGCGGCUGCGUACUCUAGGCUACGACGAGACCAAGCUGGCACCGUGGCAGCGGCAGGUCAUUUUAAGAAAAGGCGACAUAAGCAAACAGUAGAACCUCUGCCACCUGCUGAUUGUCUUCAUUAUGUUUCACACAACUCUGUCUAAUUUUAAUACCUGUAGGACAUUACAUUACCCACGAUCCACCAGCUUUAUCACACUCACACAGAGCUCUGCGGCUUGAGUGCUUUAAAGCUGUGGCUUUGAACACUUCAGGGCCUGUGGCAGAUUCAUCAUACAUCUUUUUUUUUUUUAACGUUGUGUGAUUGUACACACCUGUAAUUGAUUGUUGGUCCUGACAGUUUGUGCAUCAGCUGGCACUGGUUACACAUCCGCUAUAUUAUACAUAAUCUUUUUAAUGCAGCUAAUGCAAGUUUAGCACACUUCACAUGCGGACUCAGACAGCUAUUUUCAGAUCUUUUAAAGUAUUUUGUAUGUUGCAAUAUAUUUCUAGAAGCAGUGCAGUUAUUUCACAAAAAGAUUUUAGAUAUUA
This is a messenger RNA of Trichomycterus rosablanca, 3375 nucleotides long. RefSeq names its product espin (gene espn). Gene Ontology annotation, molecular function: actin filament binding. Gene Ontology annotation, biological process: actin filament bundle assembly. The transcript is spliced from 15 exons. Lineage: Eukaryota; Metazoa; Chordata; Actinopteri; Siluriformes; Trichomycteridae. The record is from RefSeq and is a predicted model, not a curated record. Bases 301 to 2937 code for a protein of 878 amino acids. Gene Ontology annotation, cellular component: cytoplasm.